Psilocybe cubensis is the source of this 2946-nucleotide messenger RNA. RefSeq lists its product as uncharacterized. The transcript has 8 exons. Lineage: Eukaryota; Fungi; Basidiomycota; Agaricomycetes; Agaricales; Agrocybaceae. The record is from RefSeq and is a predicted model, not a curated record. The coding region runs from base 1 to 2946 and encodes 981 amino acids.
AUGAGGAACCCCAUAGACAUUUACGACAAGAGCAUUGCUAACCAAGAACCACUUCGAUCUCUAUUUGAGAAACAGAUUAUUUCCGGUGCCAACAACAUAAGUGCUGACGACAUUGACAGAUGUGCUCAAGAUUUGAUCAGAAACAACCUCGAUGCCGUUAACGCUUGGCUAGAAUUGUCCUUUCCUGCGAAUAAUGGCCCCAAUGGACAAACUAUUUUGGCAAAUAACGCAUCGGCACGCUUUUUCAUUGAAUUUCAUUGGAUUAAUCGCAGUAAAGGAUUUCAUCAUGCUAGGAGGUUUCUUGACGAGGAACGGACUAGAAGGAAAUGGCGCUUCAGAACAGGAUGUGUGAUUCAGAAGGGUUCGAAAGUAGCUUCGGAUAAAGCCCAGGCAAAACGUCCGGGAUCACUAUCAGCCAACGCGGCACCUUCACACGUCAUGGUAUCAUUGAAAUCUAACAAAAACAUUCACACCAAAUCAGAUACCGUCAGAUGUGGAAGUGCGCCUGUGCCCAAGUAUAAGAAUCCACACAACCUUGUGGCGCUGACAAGUGACCCUCGACGAUCGACCGGUUCUGUGAUGGAAACUUCGUCAACUGUACCACCCAAGAGUUCAUCGAGUCCAACAUACCACCGCAGUGAAAGGCUAUAUUCCUCCCAAAAUAAACGAAAAUUUUGGACUACCAACCCGUCGUCUAUCAAUAAUAUUGAAUCUAGCGUUACAUCAGUUCAUCCUUCAAAACGAUUACGCACUGUCUGUGAUGCCGAUGGCGGGACCAGCAAAAUUUCCGCCGGCUCGGUAAAGAAGAAAUGGGUUCCAGUGCAUGCAGCACCGUCUUUAUUAUAUGUUCGCAAAUUACGACCUCGGAAGGCCAACCAGGACUUGAGUCAAGAUCUACAUCAGUCUUCCACGCCAAAUAUUUUGACAAUGGAUAAUCAAAGAGUCAAAAAUCUUGAUAAUACCUCACUCUUUUCCAAUGAUCAGCAAACAAAAGGCACAGGCUCUGUACCGAAGUUAGUCCCUCUUGAUAACAGUAUAGCAGGCGAUACCAAGGACGUUGUAUUACACGAGGCUAUCAUGGAUGCUGACGAAACACAGACUGACGGUGCCACCUGGAGGGUAAAGGGUGCCAAGGUGACCACGAAUACGGACUCUAAGUUGCACGAGUGGCAAGAACCUAGACGGUCUCCCCGAAUCAGGGAGAUUGAAUCAAAGGAUAUGAACACUUGUAUGUCUGUUACGUUGCUGUCGUCCAAUACUCAAAAUGCAACGGGGGGCCCGGCUUCAAAUUCACGACCCAGGAAGAAAAAAGAAUGCGAUCUGCGAUCCUCUCAAAUAUCUGGUGCAUUAAGUAGGAAAAGAAAAAAAUCCUCGGAGUCGAAUAUGAAGCAAUAUCGGAUCAAAUUGGAUUCCUCGUCCCUCCCCGUUGAAUCUGCUACACAGAAAGGGGAGCAAUCUACGUCAGUCAACGGAAAGCCCAUAAAUGAUGGCUUUAAUUUUCAUUCAGCGAAAAGCCAUCGCAAGAAAAUGGAUAAUACCAUUCAUCUAUCGGUACCAUCUUCAGUGGUCGACGCGAAAUCUUUCACCAAGAAAAAGCAAACAAAAAAUCGCUUUCGCAAGAUAUCUGCUUCCGUGACGGGAAGCGCAAUAAAUCAACGAUUCAAAUCGGACAAUGUUCCUAUUACUUCGCAGGAGAGGGAUAGUGAUGCCCUUUUGUUUGACCGACAAUCCGAACGUUCCAAACAGUCAGACAAAUUAGAUUUCUUCCAGUCGUUAGAUAUUCAAACGAACAAGGUUGAUCUUCCGGUUCGAACUUUGCCACUGAUGGAAGUAACAGUUCCAACGCCUGCUGGAAUUCAACAUUCGGCGACUUGUCAAGGCGAUAUGACGACAAGUUUGGUUCCACACUCCGUCUCUUCAGUAAAUUCUGAACAUACAGUAGCUGAAGCCUCCACAGCUGUGCUUGAAUCAAAUGCUGUGCAAUCUAACUCUAUGGCAUCCGAAUGCCCUUCUACCUCUGCAUACCACGUAAAUCAACACGUCGAAAUACUCGAAGAAGAAUUACAACAACCAGAUGCUGGUUUUUCCUCAAAGCCUUUUCCCAUAUACCUCAGAGAAGUGGGUAUGGACGACGAGAAUACUUCAAUCAUGCCUUUUGAUGAUGACAUGAACCUUCCUGCUGAUUUAACCUAUUUGGAAGCAGAAGAUGUGGAGAAUGAACAGGACGACGUUAUCGAUACCCUUUGCAGGUUUCCCAAAACUCCAUUGCAAUUUUUGCCCCCCCUUUGGGCCGAGUCUCGGCAAGAGAUCUGCGAAUCAUUCGACUGGUUUCGCAGCUAUCAAGGUGGUGUCUACCAUGCUCAUAAUGUGGCCAAAGGAUAUCUUUUGGGGGGGUUUCCUGCCAGACGUGAUACCUUUGCGCACGGUGGUCGUUUAAUCAUUUCCCACGGAGGUGGUAAGGCUGAAAGUAUCCACUCCAAGCAAGGACAACUAUCGUCUCAGCCAGCCACUGACCAAUUGGCGCAAGAUAAAUCAGUUCGUGCGCUCUGGAAUACUUAUCAAAAUAAUCGACCACUCGUACUAUUAGUGGACGAAAGAUAUGCUCUUUUCCCUUAUGAUCUCAAAGCAAAAAAUGUCUCGUAUGCUGUUCUUGGAUUUUACACGAUUUCGGACGCUUGGGAAUUAACUUGCCCGUACUUUGAUAAGGGCAUUCCGUGGUGGCAUAAAGAAGCAAGCGACGAAAGUUGUUUCAGUGUUCCCAGUGCUGCCAAUGAUGACUUGAAUGACACCGCUCGUGCUGAAAUUAUUGCAGAGGGUUGCAACGCGACAGGAUUUACUACGACUGUUAUGUCCCAGUGGUCUAAUAACCAUGAUGCUGCAUCAGAACUGAAGGGCAUUAUAAGUCAUAAAGCCGACGACGAAGAUGAUAUUGACUCAAAGAAGUGA